AAAUGCCGUUUUGACCCCCAUGUUAUAUGAAACUUUUUGCUUUAACCCCAUCUAUCACCCAUUUAAAUAGUGACUCUCAUAAUGUUUACAUCCUCUAUACAGACAACCGAAACUUUACCUGCUAGAGCUUACUUGAAACAAAUAAGAGGUUCUUCAGAAGGGAUUACGCGCCUAUGCAGAGAUCUCUCUAAGAUAUUACAGGGCACUCUAUUAUGUUCCUACAUAAUUAGAAACUCGCUAGGACAGUGCAGAGCUUGUCAUUACUUGUUUUUUGGUUUUAAAUUCAACCAACCUUACGAAAGGCCGAAUAUCUAUCAUGAGAAAAUAGUAACCAACAAACAUUUUAACUAAUAAUUACGUUAAUUCGGCCACAAAAUAGGUUAACGCCGGCUCCACACGUUGGCCCCAACGUUGGCCCCAACGCCACUCGCCCGACGUGUGUAUCUAGAAAAUAGCGUUGGCCCCAACGUUGAAUAUGAAAACGAUUUAUUCUAUUGAGGAAUUAAAAAAGAAGCCGAAAUUGCUCUAACCGCUUUUACAGUACUGAUGAGUGCGUAUAAUUUAUAUUUGUCAUUGAAAAAAAAAAGAAAAAGCCACGUCAAAGGAGAUGGUGGAUGACAACGCAUUACAAAAC
Acanthoscelides obtectus is the source of this 634-nucleotide messenger RNA. The record is from the annotation of a GenBank genome assembly. NCBI's taxonomy places the organism in Eukaryota, Metazoa, Arthropoda, Insecta, Coleoptera, Chrysomelidae.